AUUACUUGCUCCUUUUCUCAACGUUCCUAUUUUCAAAAUGCCAUUGGAGGCAACUCUUUGAAAUGUUGCCCUCAUCGGUCUGAUAAUUUAUUAAUAAUACCCUGUGUGUGCUUAUAAAAUCCCUCAAGACAGACAACCCACAUUCUUCUUCUUCUUCUUCUUCUUCCUGCCUGAUUUGCAGGGAAGCGUGGAAAUCUAGCAUACUUCUUCAAUGGGGUGCUUUCUUGCUUGUUUUGGGUUCACCAAGAAAAGGAGAAGGACAAAGGGUAGGAGCAAAAAUGCAUCUGGAGACCAAGUAAGACAAAUCUCGACUUUUAUCUUUUCUGUUUCUUUUAUUUUGGUAAGAGAAUUCUUUGCUUUUGAGGAUACACAAAACUUGCAUCAAUUCAAUAUCUUGAAUUUACUGUGGGAAAUUGCCUUGUUUUUGUUAAAGAGUUAUGGAAGGUAUGUACCUCUGGACUGUGAUGUUACGGUCAAACUUGAAUGUGAUGAGAUGCAGAAGGCCUCAGCAACUGAGCUUAGAGAUAAGCCUAAAGAAUCGUCGUCCGCGAAAAUAAAGAAAAAAGUGAGCUUCAAUUUGAAUGUCAAGACUUAUGAGCCACUUCCUAAUGAUGAGCUUAGUAAUUGCAAUCUUUCUGAGGGUGAGGAGAAGACAAUGUGGGAAUAUAAUCAAGAAGAAACAGCUGGAGCAAGCAUGAAAUAUUUCAAUUAUGAAGACAAUUUGAUGGCAUCAAAGAUUGGAUCAUUCCCUUCGAAUUAUAGAUAUCAAAAUUGCAGAGAUAGCUAUGAUGAAGAGGAUGAGAUGGAACUAGAGGAUAGCGAUCUAGAUGAUGAGGAUGAACUUGACUUUGAUGAAGAUGAUAUUGGUGAAAGCUAUGAUUUCAGAAGUCAAAAACUAUGCCAAGCAUCAGUGGAAGAAGAGGGAAAAGUUACAACCGAUCAAUUGGCAGAAAAAGGAAGCAAUCUUAUGCAGCCUCAAGUUCUGCAGCAUCAAGAACAUAACAAAACUGAAUCAAACCAAAAUGCUCGAAACAGGAGUCACAAUGUCUUUUCUGUGCUUGCUCCAGUUGAAAAUCUCACUCAAUGGAAAGAGGUUAAAGCUAAAACUAGACAGCAAUUGAAGCAUCAGAAGGAAAACAUAGUGUUAGAGCAAGAGCAGCAUAUGCCCUUAUGUACGAAGAAGAGCUCCGAACCUUUAGCUUUGAACUCAUCAGUGGAUUUGAAUCAAUUCAAGCCUCAGAGUCAUGAAAUUGCAGUUGAUGCUAGCCUUUCAAACUGGUUGGUUUCUUUCAAUGGCAAGGACAGCAAUGCUGCAAUAGCAAACACCCAUCAAAAAAGAUCAAGGUGGAUGCAUCAGACUCGUUCCGCAGAUGAGAUAGAACUACUCUAAGCACCAAGGAAAAGCUGUCGGCUUCACCACCAAAAUACCAUACAUUCUCAAAACUGUUUCUGGAUUUGUGCAGAAUAGAACAGACAUUGCAUUUUCUCUCAUAAUAGAACAGACAUUGCAUUUUCUUGGAAAGCUCCACCCUGCCCAGGUGUUGAAUUGUUUUCUGAAUAAGACAAGGCAAGGGCGUCUUGUUACAUUUGUCUUUAUCUUGUACUUUUCAGCUUGAUUGCUUUUAUAUCUUUAGUGAUAAUGGGAAAUUGCUGUGAAUCUGUAAUACAUUGUAUUCUUUUUUCAAUGCAAAUGAAGUAAACAAUACCUAAA
Messenger RNA from Coffea arabica (coffee), 1711 nucleotides. RefSeq lists its product as uncharacterized. The record is from RefSeq and is a predicted model, not a curated record. Gene Ontology annotation, biological process: male meiosis II. Lineage: Eukaryota; Viridiplantae; Streptophyta; Magnoliopsida; Gentianales; Rubiaceae.